Messenger RNA from Microplitis demolitor, 781 nucleotides. Its product is annotated as DNA repair protein RAD52 homolog. The transcript has 4 exons. Bases 91 to 543 code for a protein of 150 amino acids. Gene Ontology annotation, biological process: double-strand break repair via homologous recombination; mitotic recombination; double-strand break repair via single-strand annealing. Lineage: Eukaryota; Metazoa; Arthropoda; Insecta; Hymenoptera; Braconidae. Gene Ontology annotation, cellular component: nucleus. The record is from RefSeq and is a predicted model, not a curated record.
UAUCACAUUUCAAUUAUUUUUAUUUACUAAUUCAUAUAGUAUUAUCAACAUAAAAUAUUGGUUCAAUAUAAUAAUUUUGAACUGAAAAAAAUGGCGGUAAAUCACUAUGACUUAGAAUUUUUAUUGGAACAAGCAAAUAAAUUAUUCAGUAGAGAUAAUUGGGCUCAUGAAAUAAUUGAUCAAACAAUUGAUUUUGUAAAUGAAAAUAAUAAAAUUGUUUAUGUUGGGUGUUCGACGGUGGUAAGAGUUCUUCUCAAAUCUGGAAGAUUUCAUGAAAAUGUAGGGUUUCAUGAAGGCGUGUCUGAGUCCACUGGGAAAGCUUUCGAGGAUGCGAGAAAAAUAUCAUACACGGAUGCCCUAUAUAGGACAUUACUAUCAUUCGAAGAAUUUGGCGAACUGAUAAUUAAAAUUGAAAAAAAAAAAAAAAGAUUAGAAAAACAAAAAAAAUUAAAAAAUGAUUGGAUAAAAAAAAAUAUGGUGGAAGCUACAGUUAGUAAUAAAAUCUUAGAGGAAAUGGAAAAAGAUUCGAUGACAGAAGUUUAAUUAAAAAAUAAUUGAUUUAAUAAGAAUUACGUUAUGUGAUAAUUAAUUGUUCAUAAAAAUAUUUUAAUUGCUAUUGACAUGAUUUUAGUAUAAUUAUAAUAAUGAGACUGACUAUGAUGAUUAUAGGAAACAUAAUACUUGAAAAUGAAUCGAAAUAAGCUCAAAGAACAUAAAAUAACAUACACAUACAUACAUAUGUAUAUAUAUAUAUAUAUAUAUAUAUAUAUAUAUAUUUACU